Molecule: messenger RNA, 1685 nt
Organism: Anoplophora glabripennis (Asian longhorned beetle)
Lineage: Eukaryota; Metazoa; Arthropoda; Insecta; Coleoptera; Cerambycidae
Gene: Wnt10
Product: protein Wnt-10a
Exons: 5
Coding region: 57-1163 (368 amino acids)
Biological process (GO): neuron differentiation; canonical Wnt signaling pathway; cell fate commitment
Cellular component (GO): extracellular region
Molecular function (GO): frizzled binding; cytokine activity
Source: RefSeq, a predicted model, not a curated record
UGGUGGUUAAUUCUUCACCACCAGUGGUGUUCGUUACUGUUAUAAUUUUGUGCGCUAUGUGUGCAGUGGAAUGCAAAAUAUCACAGAUAACCCAACAACAGACUAUCCAAUCCACAUUCUAUUCGACAUAUUUGGAUACAACUAUUUGCAGAACAGUACCUGGUUUAACCAAAUCCCAAAUAGAAUUGUGCUACCGACAACCUGAUUCCACUUUGGCCGCGAUCCAGGGAUUAAAUCAAGCAGUUAAGGAGUGCCAACAUCAGUUUCAAGGACACCGUUGGAAUUGUUCCUCACUCUCCACGAGGGGACAGAACCCUUACAUUAGUGCCAUUUUACAAAAAGGAUACAAGGAAACUGCAUUUGCACAUGCCAUAGCUUCAGCUGGGGUUGUUAUAUCGGUAGCAAGAGGUUGCAGUUCGGGACUCCUCCUGAACUGCGGUUGCGAUUCCAAGACGUACAAGAUGAGAAAGCCUCGCUCCAUGUCUCGCUCGGAGUUUCAAACCUCUUGGAAAUGGGGCGGAUGCUCUCACAAUCUUCAUUACGGUGUAAAGUUUUCGAAGAUAUUUCUGGAUUCUCGAGAGAAAGCUGAGGAUAUUCAUUCCAAAAUUAAUUUACACAACAAUCAAGUGGGUAGAAUGGCAGUUUCGAAUAACAUGCAAGUUAAAUGCAAGUGUCAUGGAAUGUCUGGAAGUUGUGAGCUUAAAACUUGCUGGAGAGCGACUCCGGACAUUCGUGUCAUAGGCAAGAUUUUAAAGGACCGAUAUCGAUCCGCGAUUCUUGUAGACCAAACUAAUUUAGGAAAGAAAAGUCUGAGAAAAUUUAACGUAAUUAACCAAAAGAAAAGAAGGCAACAAGAAAGACUGAAACAAUGGACUCCUCGUAAGAACAAACACAAGCGCGACUUGUCUUACGACUUACUCUAUUACCAAAAAUCUCCAAAUUUUUGUGAACGAGACCAAAACCUGGACGUUCAAGGGACAGCAGGUCGCUUCUGUAACCGCACCAGUUCAAGUUCUGAUAGUUGUUCAAAUUUAUGUUGUGGUAGAGGAUAUAACCUCAUCAAACAGAAGAGGAUAGAACGCUGCAAAUGCAAGUUUCACUGGUGCUGUCAUGUAGAGUGUCAAACGUGUACUACAGAGGAGUGGAUCAGCAUUUGUAAAUAAGAGAUUCAUGGUAUUUUGUGGAAUACCCAUUUAAAAUUCCCGCCCCAAAAUUUUGUUUUAUGCAAAUGGGAAGAUUUUUCUAUGUAAUUUAAAUUUGGGAAAAGUUUGGCAUGUUAACUCAAAAUAAAGGAGGUCCAAAGCAACUACUAAAGACGUUCUUGAGUACUUACUUCCUACUAUAUCCAUUCACAGUAAUUAUAAUUAUAAAUAUUGUUUCGAAAAUUUAUUUAUAAUAUUAAACAAGUGAUUCACUUAUUGACAAAUGAAUAACAUUGACAAUAUUGAAUGAUUGAAAAGAUUUUAUAUCGCUAAAUUCCAAACCUAUACGCUAAAAAGUUGUUCUACGAGUGUUUUGUAUUUCUCAUCCUUUCUCUCUCUUUCUUAACCUAAUACCUUUUUAUAAAUUCAUAUUUUUGAACUGUUUACUAUUUAUUCAAGCAAUUUUAUAUGUUAGUGCAUUAAGUAAAAUAGAAACUAUACUAGACUAUGUUUUCCUACAUUUUUUUAUUGUCAACGUUAUAA